Pedinophyceae sp. YPF-701 is the source of this 1479-nucleotide messenger RNA. Lineage: Eukaryota; Viridiplantae; Chlorophyta; Pedinophyceae. The record is from the annotation of a GenBank genome assembly.
AUGGCGUCGCUGGACGGAGAGCUGUUCUGGACCGCCGCGCAGCCCAUCGUCAAGGUGGUGCUGCUGUGCGGCGUCGGCGCCGUUGCCGCCAGGAGGGGCCUGCUGCCCCCCGAGAUGCGGCGCUACCUGAGCGCGCUGAUUUUCAACAUCUUCAUCCCCUGUCUCCUCUUCGACUCCCUGGUGCCCGUCAUCGACACAGAGAGCGUGCGCGACUGGUGGCCCCUCCUGCUGUGCAUCCUCCUCGCGGUGGUGACGGGGUUCGGGGUCGGCUGGCUGGUGGGGCUGUGCACGCGGUGCCCCAAACACCUCCGGCGAGUGCUCGUCGCCGCAGUAGGCCUCGCGAACGUCGGGAACCUCCCUCUCGUGCUGAUAGAGGAGCUCGGGCGCGACGAGGAGUCCCCGCUCGCCGGCCUCGGGCGCCGCGGGCUGGGCUACGUGGGGGUGACGCUGGCGCUGGCCACGCUCUCGCACUUCCUGCUCGGGUACCAGCUCCUCAAGCCGCGGCCCGGGGAGCGGAUCGGGGGCGGGCAGGGCCCGUCGCAGGCGGCGAGCGUCCGCCGCCCGGGCGGCGACGAGGGGGCCAGUCCGAAGCGGCGUGCGUCGGACCCGGGCGCGGAGCACUCGAGCCAGAGCACGGAGUCGCUCGGGCGCGCGGUCGACGCGGCGGCGCAGCGCGCGGGGUCGCAGCACAAGCCGGAGCACGCGGAGGCGGAGCGGGCGAACAGCGCGCACGUGUCGGUGAGCCCCCCCGCGGCGGCGAAGAAGGCGGGGGGGCUCGGGGCCGGGCUGACGCGGCUGUUCACGCAGCUGGGCGGGCACUGGCCGUCGCAGAAUAGCCUGACCGCCUCGGGCGACGAGGAGGCGCGGGCGCCGCGGGGGGCGUCGCGGCUGGUGCGCGCGUGGGCGUGGUGGGGGGCGGUGGCGCAGCGCUGGCACCUGAAGGAGGUGUUCACGCCGCCGACGGUGGCGACGCUCCUGUCGUUCGUGGUCGGGUUCGCGGAGCCCGUGAAGUGGGAGUUUUUCCGCAAGCCGGGCAGCGACAACGACCCGGCGCUCAAGGUGGUGACGUCGGCGGUGCGGUCGCUGGGGCAGGCGGCGAUCCCGUCGAUGAUGGUGGUGCUGGGGUCGAACAUCCAGAACGGCCCCCCGCGGGAGUGCGAGCUGUCGUGGUACACGGUGCUGGCGACGCUGGUCUGCAAGCUGGUGCUGCUGCCCGGGGUGGGGGUGCUGCUGGUGUACGGGGGGUACAGCGUGGGGGCGUUCAAGGCGCCGGACCCGGCGUUCCUGUUCGUCAUGUUCAUCACGUGGUCGAUGCCCAGCGCCAUCAACCUCCAGACCAUGAGCAACAUGUCGGGCUACGCGGUGGCCGAACUGAGCACGCUGCUCUUCUGGCAGUACGUCGCGUGCAUCGCCGUGCUCCCGCCCUUCCUCACCCUGUACCUGUCGCUCUCGGACGAGGUCGCGGUCUCGGAGAGCUGA